CCUGGUUAUCAUUAUCCUCGCUCCCAUGCAACAUGAUCGCUUAAACAACCCUUUCUAGAUCUUAUGACGUGGAUCGCAAGGCCUUAGCUGCUCGCAGACGAAUGACGGCACUCAAUGUGGGUCGAAUGGCACGAUAAGACCUGGGGUAUGGGGGAUGUGACUUGAACUCUGGGGAAGUGUGCGCGCUCGAGACGACAGGGCGUUGAACCAUCGGCUAUUCUGUCGGUAGACGAUUGACAUGAUUAUGCAGACCACUCUUCGUGUGCCGUACAAAAGGGACUGAUCUCGUUGUUCGAACGCUGAUUGACCUUUAACGUUCCUUCUGUCGCAACUCUAUAGCCGGCAGCUCGAUACAACAACUACAGAUCCUGGCACGAUACCUGGAACCGGGUCGAAUCCAAAUUGAUUGCUAACCAUGCCUCGCAAGUACCUCGGAGGCUCUGGCGAAAGGCUCACGGUGUGGAUCUCAAUCGCAGCGUCGACCGUCUUGAUCUUUUACGGAUAUGACCAAGGCGUAUUCGGCAACGUGAUCAUAGAUGAGAACUUCCUCCAUACGUUCGGCUAUCCGUCUGCAAACAUGCAGGGCGUAAUGACUUCGAUUUACAACAUUGGUUGCUUCAUCGGAGCAAUGAGCACGAUAUGGACUGGCGAUAUACUCGGUCGUCCGCGCCAGAUCCUACUCGGCUCAACAGUGAUAGGAAUCGGUGCAAUUAUCCAGACCUGCAGCUGGACCGUAGCUAGCAUGAUGGUUGGACGGAUCAUAGCUGGAUUGGGAACUGGAAUGAACACAGCGACAGCUGGCGUUUGGCAAGCAGAAACGAGCAAGAUGAAUAGCAGAGGCAAGCUAGUCAUCAUCCAGAUGGCAAACUGCAUCACGGGCUUCAGCAUCUCCAAUUGGCUCACCCUUGGCUUCUCCUUUGCCCCUCGAGACAUAGCAUGGCGCUUCCCGCUCGCCUUCCAAAUCUUCUUCACUUUCUGCAUCUACGCCAUGUGUCCUUUUCUCCCCGACUCGCCGCGCUUGCUGAUCCGCAAAGGCAAGCACGAAGAAGCGCUCGAGGUGAUCGCGGCCCUGGAGGGCCACGGCGCAACCCCGGAGUCGCCGGCGGUAAUUACCCAGUACAAUAUCAUCAAGGAUAUCCUCGAUCGCGAGCACAUGAACACGUAUACGUGGUGGCAGCUACUCAGCGGGAAAGGUCCGAGUGGAGUGCUGAGACGCAUGUGUCUUGGCGCGUGGAUGCAGGCUAUGAAUCAGAUCUCGGGUAUCAAUGUUACUAGUUACUACAUGAGCUACAUCUUCAUUAAUUCGCUAGGCAUAUCCGAACUUCUGUCCCGAAUCCUAGCCGCCGCCGGAUCACUCGACUAUCUCCUCUUUGCCUGCCUGGCCUACUUCGUCAUCGAACGCUACGGACGGCGCAAAGUCAUGAUGUGUUCUGCAGCAGCUUGCUCAAUCUGCUGGAUCAUGAUCGCCGCAGCACAGGGUCAGACCGAAGCUGGUGGAGACUCGUACAAGCUCGGCAUCGUAGCUGUGUCGUUCUUCUUCGUAUUCUUCGCUAGCUUUGGUAUGGGUGUGCUUGGUGUGCCGUGGUUAUAUCCUACCGAGAUCAACGCGCUUGAAAUGCGGACCAAAGGCGCAUCUCUCGCCAUGUCGACGAACUGGAUCUGCAACUAUGCCGUUGUACAAGCGACACUUCCCGGUAUUGAAAAUCUGGGCUACAAGUUCUGGAUCAUCUGGGCUGUCAUCUGUUUCUCGUUCAUCCCGAUUACAUACUUCCUGUAUCCCGAGACCGCCAAUCGCACUUUGGAGGAUAUCGACCGCUUCUUUGAGACAAAGCCUGGCAUUCUGAUUCAUAGGAAUGAACUGGCAGUACAGCUGCAUCGACCGGUGGAGUUUAUCGAGGCUGAUGCGCGAAUUGCAGCAGAUCAAGUGGGCAAUGUGGACGAGGAGAAGAGGCGCAGUAUUAGUACUGAACGUGUUGAGACGAAGGAAGCCGUGUAAGUGGUGGUAGCUGUGAUAAACUGAGGUCUGAAGCACGUCAUAGGCUGCUGAGAUCCACUUGGGAGAGCUUCAUUCUGAAUGCAAUUGCAGGUAUUUGCAGCGAGACUUUUCUGAGUCUCCUACGAGAAAGUUUUAGAACCUACAAUCUCUCUCUCAUCCCAUCCUGUCAUCCCAUACACAUUCUACAUCUCCCUUCUCAUCGCCGUGCCAAACAUUUCCCGGUACGUUCUUCGCCGCAACAGCAGCCCUGAUCUGCGUCCCCAGCGCCGGUGGUCCAGACCCAACAACCUGCGU
Molecule: messenger RNA, 2290 nt
Organism: Didymella exigua CBS 183.55
Lineage: Eukaryota; Fungi; Ascomycota; Dothideomycetes; Pleosporales; Didymellaceae
Product: sugar transporter STL1
Exons: 5
Coding region: 416-1996 (526 amino acids)
Biological process (GO): transmembrane transport; carbohydrate transport
Cellular component (GO): membrane
Molecular function (GO): carbohydrate:proton symporter activity
Source: RefSeq, a predicted model, not a curated record